GAUUAGUCAAGGCCAUGAUGAGACCCAUCGAUUAACAUAGAGCCAAAAAAACACAAACAAGUCGCCGCCCACAAACGUCGCUUCGGACUCGGAGGCAAUCUUCGGAGGGCAGUUCAAUCGUUCUAUGCAACAGCCGCCGGCACCUUCAGUGGCAGAGGAAAUGCAAUCACCACCGCCCUCAUCUUUGACUUACAACGAGGCUGUCGGACAACCGGGACACUUUGGAUGGAACGUACGGCCAGGGCCACCGGUCCCGCAAUCCGAAGCAGGCGGAGCAGAUGUCUGGAAAGACGACAGGAAUGGAGGAGUGCCUCUCGAUGCUUUUGUGGGAGGCUAUGACAACGAACGGAAAAUUUAUGUCGGAAGAGCUCAUUUUAAGGAUGGUCUAAUUCCAGGAAAAGUUGUGCCUCAACAUGGGAAAGCUUUUAUUCCAUGGGGUUGCAAGGAACACGCGUUGGAUUCGUACGAGGUGUUGUGCGGCAAUAACGGAAAAUACGAUUGGAUGCCAACUACUAUUCAAAGAGAAGUGCCGAGCAAUGCUGUGAUCGGUGGAUAUUCAGAAGGCAAUCGCGACACGCUUUACAUCUGCCGAAUUGUGACAAAAGAUGGUAACCACGCCAUUGGCAAGGUGCACCACCGUUGUGAAAACGGUUUUGUACCGUAUGGUGGAAAAGAGUUGAAUACUGGUGUUUUUGAGAUACUGGUGAGGCUUUUUUAACGACAUCAUAAAUAAAUCUAAGAGCACCGCUUCUUUGCCUUUGAAUAUUGUAAUCUGUGUAAUAAGCAUAACCGCUUUUUUUUUGCAACGGCUUUUAUUAUAAAUUUAUGUGGAUAACUCAUACUUUAUAUUAUAACAAUAAAUUUAAUGGCAUAAA
Neocloeon triangulifer is the source of this 875-nucleotide messenger RNA. RefSeq lists its product as uncharacterized. NCBI's taxonomy places the organism in Eukaryota, Metazoa, Arthropoda, Insecta, Ephemeroptera, Baetidae. The record is from RefSeq and is a predicted model, not a curated record. Bases 125 to 718 code for a protein of 197 amino acids. The transcript is spliced from 3 exons.